Molecule: messenger RNA, 1188 nt
Organism: Fraxinus pennsylvanica
Lineage: Eukaryota; Viridiplantae; Streptophyta; Magnoliopsida; Lamiales; Oleaceae
Source: the annotation of a GenBank genome assembly
AUGGCCUCCGCCGAAGACCCCAGUAACACCGGUGCCGCCCUCUACAACGAAGACGAGGACCUUCUCGAUGAGGAAGAUGAUGACGACAGCUCUGACCACGGCGAAGAUGUCUAUCUGGAGGCUGACGUUGACGUCGAUGAGGAUUCGGCCUCCUCGUCUCCGGCCACUGCAUCUGCGUCUGUUUCUGUUGUCGAUCGGCCUCCGGCUUCUGUCUCCGCCGCUCAAGUUACCGUCGCCGUCGCUGACGUCCCCGAUUUUCGUGUGAACCAGCAGUUACAACAACAGCAGCAUAUUCCUGAUGACGUGAUCACUGGCGUCACCAGGAAGCCGCAGGCUAUAGCGUUCCCCGACGAGUCACGCAAGCUGUUUCAGCGUCUCUGGACUGAUGAGGACGAAAUCGAGCUGUUGCAGGGGUUUCUGGACUAUACUACUCAGCGUGGGCCACAAAGUUCAUCGCACCACCAUGAUACGACGGCCUUCUAUGACCAGAUCAAGGAUAAACUGCAGCUUGAUUUCAAUAAGAAUCAGCUUGUGGAGAAGCUGAGGAGGCUCAAGAAGAAGUAUCGCAACGUCAUAAGUAAAUCUGGUUCCGGCAAAGAUCACGCCUUCAAGAGUCCCCACGACCAGGCCACCUUCGAAAUCUCCAGUAAAAUCUGGGGCGACAGUGUUGGAGUCAACGGCUCCGCCGUUCGUGCUGCCCCGACUGAUGAGGCAAGGUUUGACGAUAAUGAUCCUAACAACUCCAAUUUUGUUGGCAACCAAAGCCCUAACCCGAACAACCCUAAUGGCUUCGAUGGAAAUAGCAAGACGCCCCGAUCCAGGAAGCGAAACCGAGCUGGAGCAUUGAAAGUCGAGGAAAAACAGCAUGCCUUUACCGGUAAUACUCAAAUUAAUCAGCCAUCAGUGGGAGUGGGUGUGGUCACCCCAAUGGCUACUCCUUUAGGCGUGGGGAUACCAGCAUCAAUAUCAAACGUGAUUGAGGAGACUGUGAGAAGCUGUUUGUCGCCCUUUUUCAAGGAGUUGUUGGGAAAUUCUACGAAUUUGAAUGGGAAUGCACUGAUCAGAUUAAAGCACAGUUGGAGGAGCUCAGGUCCAUGGGGAGUUAAUGGCCAGCUUUCUUCAGUAGCAAGUGUUUACUGGCUUUUUAACUUUCCUGACUCAUGGAAAACUUGUGACAUUCAGAUGUAG